Tribolium castaneum (red flour beetle) is the source of this 1153-nucleotide messenger RNA. RefSeq names its product Ribosomal protein LP0-like (gene RpLP0-like). The record is from RefSeq and is a predicted model, not a curated record. The coding region runs from base 212 to 916 and encodes 234 amino acids. Gene Ontology annotation, biological process: ribosomal large subunit assembly; ribosomal large subunit biogenesis; rRNA processing. Gene Ontology annotation, cellular component: preribosome, large subunit precursor; nucleolus. The transcript is spliced from 4 exons. Lineage: Eukaryota; Metazoa; Arthropoda; Insecta; Coleoptera; Tenebrionidae. Gene Ontology annotation, molecular function: RNA binding.
AGAGCCAUCGAACAUUUCAGCAAAAAAACACCCUUAUUUCAAUUUGUUUCAAUGAAUAACACUAUUAAUUAUCAGUUUUUUACAAUUCGUGAUUUCGGGAACGCUUGAGCGAAAUCUGGCAAAGCCGAAACUCAACUAGACACACGUGUUUUGGUUUUGGUUAUAAAAUUGUUUUAAAUAAAUUAGGCACAAUUAUUUACGUGUAGCAGAGAUGCCUAAAUCAAAACGAGACAAGAAAAUUUCUUUAACCAAGACUGAUAAAAAAGGGCUCGCCCUCAAGCAGAAAAUCGUCGAAGAUGUGCGAAAUUGCGUCGAGAAGUUCUCCAGCAUUUACGUCUUCACUUACAGAAACAUGCGGAAUGAAUUAAUGAAAGAUGUUAGGGAACAGUGGAAGCCUAGUAGGUUUUUCUUUGGAAAAAAUAAAGUUAUUGGUGUGGGUUUGGGCCGAAACAAGGAGGAAGAAGUGGCGGAUGAUUUACACAAACUUUCACGUUGUUUGAAAGGCCAAUGUGCCCUUCUUUUUACUGACUCUCCAAAAGACGAAGUUAUUGAGUGGUUUGAGAGUUACAGUUGUGAGGAUUUUGCGAGAUCUGGGUGCGUCGUUGACAAAACUGUAACUUUGCCCGAGGGCGCCCUUAAGCAAUUUCCACACUCAAUGGAACCGUAUUUGAGACAGUUAGGGAUGCCGACUAAACUAGAAAGAGGAGUUGUAACAUUAAUAAAAGAGUUUGAAGUGUGCAAAGAGGGGGGCGUUUUGACGCCAGAACAGGCAAAAAUUUUAGAAUUUUUAGGACACAGAUUGGCCGUUUUUAAACUCGACUUGAGAGCGGCCUGGAUCAAGGGCUCAGGAUUCGAAAGACUGGACGGGAAGAGCGAAGAUAAUGAUGAAAACAUGAAUGAAGAUGAAGAUAAUUAAUUGUUAUUUUAUUACUAAUUAAUAAACUCAUAAUAUAAAUGCGGAAUUUUCUUUUCUUAACAAAUUGUUUUGGCGCCCAUCCAAAGUUUGACACUUGACAGGUCCGUCACUCCACUUCAAAUUUGAGGUUAUGACAUCAACGUCAGUGUUUGUUAUCAUGUGAAUUAUUUAUUUGCGCCGAAAAGCGGUUUAUUUUUGGGUAUAAUUUUCCACCUUAUUGUUAAAAACUGAUACUUG